Messenger RNA from Stylonychia lemnae, 321 nucleotides. The record is from the annotation of a GenBank genome assembly. Lineage: Eukaryota; Ciliophora; Spirotrichea; Sporadotrichida; Oxytrichidae.
AUGUCUCAGUAAGCAAGAUAAAACUUGGCUCCUCCAACCUCUGACAAGGACUCAAAGAGUGAUGCCAAGAGAAAGAUGACUUCUGCCAUCAUAGAGGACGAGAACAAGAAGAAGGACGUCUAUGAAUUCUUAGAGGAUGAUGAUGAUUUCGAGGAGUUCGAAAUUGAUAAUGAUGGCGGUCAAGGCGGAGACGAAAUGAUGAUUGAUGCUCAUUACAAUGAAGAAGCUGAUAGAAAACUAUGGCAAGAGGAUUGGGAUGAUGAAGAGGUUGAUGAGGACUUCGCCAAGCAGCUCAGAGCCUAACUCGGCAAAAGAUAAUGA